AUGCGGCAAAGCAAUCUCUUCAGUCUCAUCCGAUGUGAGUCACAUGCUUGUAACAAAAUCAAAAAUGUUGACAGCACCAACCUCAACAGACAGAACGUUCUCCCCAUCAAAUGUAAGCAAUACAUCUCCAAUGACAUCAGCAUCUUCUCAGAACCACCAGACUCUGAGCAUGAAGAUCACGAGAGGAACACAAACCACCACUGUCACAGCUGUGAGAACAUCAACUCUCUCAUCAUCGACACGUGCACACAAAUCUACAGAAGGCACGUCCCAGAGGACAUCUCCUUCAAGGGCAACAACCACUUCAUUCCCACCCUAUGUGAGGCAUACACCUACAGUAACAUCAAAAAUAUGGAGGACAAAGUCCUCAGCAGACACCACUGUAGGAAACCCGAGAAACACAUCACCAACUCUACGGAGACAUAUCCAUCCAGUCUCCACAGUGUCAAUGACAAACAGACCAGAGAAACAAUCAACCUUACCCCCUUCCACCAUUUCUACCAGGAAAGCAUCAAUGUCUUCUCAGAACCACCAGACUCUGAGUAUGAAAACCACCAGUGGAACCCAAACCACCACUGUCACAGCUGUGAGAACAUCAACUCUCUCAUCAUCAACACGUGCACACAAAUCUACAGAAGACACUUCCCAGAGGACAUCUUCUUCAGGUACAACAACCACUUCAUUCCCACCCUAUGUGAGGUACACACCUGCAGUAACAUCAAAAAUAUUAGGAACAAAAAGGUCAACAGACAGCACUGUAAGAAACACAAUAGACAAAUCCCCUUUUGUAACUGGAAGUUCUUCUCCAUUCGCUUCCAAAGCUUCUACACCAUGGCAGUCAUCAGAAAAAUCACGACCUCACAGAGGGCAGACUGCAGGGGAAGCACGGCAUCACUACCCUCAACAACCUCCCAGACCCUUACCACCUCUACUACUGGGACAUCUACAGGUACCCACUCCACAGCGGCAUCAGUCCCUGUUAACCCUGGCAAAGGUGUUCUCUUCUUCCCCUACGGGCCAAGUGCUGGAGACCAGGAGUUUGUCAGGAGGAGCGUGGACUUCACCUCACCACUCUUCAAGCCCCAGAUCGGCUUCCCGCUUGGCUCCUUGCUCUGGAAUUCCCUCUAUUUCACAGAUAAUGGCCAAAUCAUUUUCCCGAAGUCAGACUACCAGAUUUUCUCCUACCUCAACCCUCCCCUUAGAGGCUUUUCAUCCUGGGACUCUGUGGCCAUGGUGGCUCCAUUCUGGGAUGAUGCUGAUUUCUCCAGCAGCCGGGGAACCAUAUUUUACCAGGAAUAUGAGACUCUCUAUGAUGACUACAACACACUAGUGCAGAAGGUGGAGUCUUCAAUUAAUAUGUUAACAAAGACCAGAAACUACAAAGCCAGGUGGACACUAAAGAUCACAUGGGUUCAUGUCCCCACCUAUCCUGCCCAGGUGACCAUCGGGACCAACACCUACCAGGCCAUCCUUUCCAUGGACGGGAGCAGGUCCUACGCCCUGUUUCUCUACCAAAGUGGUGGUAUGCAGUGGAAUGUGAGCGGGCGACCAGGCAACCCCGUCCUGAUGGGCUUUUCCAGUGGAGAUGGGUAUUUCAAAAACAGCCAGUUGACAUUCCAUCCAAUAUGGGAGAAGUAUCGUCCAGACCAAUUCCUGGAUUCCAACUCAGGCCUCUGGGGGCUACAGAUCUACAAGCUGCACAGAGAAAAAAAGCCCAAUUACCGUCUCCAGUGUCUGCAGUGGUUGAAGAGACAGCCUCAGUGGCCCAGCUGGGGCUGGAACCAGAUCUCCUGCCCUUGCUCCUGGAUCCAGGGAGUAUUGGAUUUAAGAUUCCAGUUCAGCAGAGGCAGCAGGCAGCUGUGCAGCUUGUCCUCCUGGCGUGGGGGCGUGUGCUGCUGCUAGGGACCCUGGGGAGAGCUGCUCCAAGGCUGGAGAGUGCAGAGUCCUUGGCAACUUGACCAAGAACUGGAGCUGCAAAACUGGUGUUGCCAUUUCAACAGCAAGCCCUCCUUCUGUGCCCUGUACCAGCUAAGGCAGCCCCACCCCCCCCCCACCCCCCACCGCCCUUCUUUCCCUGCCUGGAUGGUCGGGGACCUUCACAUCACCACCUUGGAUGGUGUCAAUUACACCUUCAAUGGGCUGGGAGACUUCCUGCUGGUCUGGACCCAGGACAGAAACUCCUCCUUCCUGCUGCAGGGCCGCACUGCCCAGACCCACUCAGCAAAUGCCACCAACUUCAUUGGCUUUGCUGCUGAAUACCACUCCAGCAGCCUGCACCCUAUCACGGUUCAAUGGCUCCUUAAGCCCAGUAACACCAUCCAUGUUCAGCUCAAUAACCAGUCCAUAGCAUUUGAGACUAAUGGUGAAGAUACAAAAGACCAGGAGAUCUUCAGCAGCUCUGGGGUCAUAAUGACCCACUACGGCUCCACGGUAUCAGCCAGUUUCGAUGGUGCCGUUGCCGUCUCCGUGCUCUCUAUCUCCCACAUCCUCCACACCUCCUGCAGCCUUUCGAAGGAGUAUCAGAGCCACACUGAGGGCCUCACGGGCUUCUGGAAUGGCAACCCAGAUGACAACUUCAGGAUGCCCAAUGGCGCCACCAUACCGAAAAGGAGCUCCGAGGAGAUGCUUUUUCACUAUGGAAUGACCUGGAAAAUCAACGGAACAAGCCUUUUUGGCAAGAGGGACGACCAUUUGCCUUCCAGCUUCACCCCCAUCUUCCUUUCACAACUGCUGCAAAACAUGACCUUGAAUAAAAAUUUGACCUCUUCUUGUCAUGGAGAUGAUCAAUGCAUCUUCGAUGUCCUGGCCACAGGAAGCGAAAAGCUUGGAAAGGACACUAGGGCGGUAUUUAGAAUCUACCAGCAGAUGAACACUACUCUGAAUCGGUACCCACCCUCUAUCAAGGGUCCUGAUGUGAUAAAAGCCUACAUGGGACAGACCACAGAGGUUAAUUACACCAGCAACGCUAAGGACAUCACAUUCACCCUCAGAGAAAACUGCACGGAAUUCAAGCUCUUUGAGAAUGGGACAUUGCUAUGGACACCAAAGCUGCUGGAACCAUUUACUCUGGAGAUUCUAGCAAGCAGUGACCAGGGAAGCUUGUCGUCUGUACUGAAGCCAAGGACAGUGGUCUGUGAGUGCAAGGCAGAGAGCCAGUGUUUGUACAACCAGACCAGCUGGGUGAGCAACUCCUCCUUGGAGGCGGCGGACUGCAAGUGCGAUGGAAAUACCUUCGGCCGCUACUGCAAUUGCUCCAAAGACCCCUGUGACGAGCAGUGCUUCCCGAAUGUGAAGUGCAUUUCUGGGAGGGGCUGCAAGGCCUGCCCCCCGAACCUGACUGGGGAUGGACAUCACUGUGCAUCUCUGGAGAAACCCUUCCUCUGUCACAAGUCCUGCCCUGAGGAAUACUGCUGCAACAACGGCCUCUGCUCCGUCUCCCACACUCUGGGCUGCCAGCCCGUCUGCACCUGCCCCUCAGCCUUCACCGACGCCUGCUGCUUCCUGGCUGGGAACAAUUUCACUCCAACCGUCCAUCAAGAGCUUCCUUUAAGGAUCAUCCAGCUCUCUCUCACUGAAGACGAAAAUGCUUCCCAAGCAGAUAUCAAUGCCUAGGUGGCCGAUAGCCUGAAGAACCUGGAAUUGUGGGCCUUUCUCUGGAACAGACAAGUGGAUGAAACUAAACCUUCAACAGCACCAGCUUCAGGAAGCUCCCUUCACCACUGGAACAUCAUCUCUGAGUUCCAGUACCGCCCUGAGGGCCCUGUCAUUGACUUCCUGAACAACCGGCUGCUGGCUGCAGUGGUGAAGGUGUUCUUACCCCCGGCUCCCCAGAUGAGGGGGAAGAGAAGUGGGGGGCCCAGGAACAACGUGGCCUUCCACUCCAUCUCCAGGAAGAAUCUGGCUGACUUCACAGCAGUGAAUGUGAGCAUGCUGGCAACUUACUUGCAAUGCAAUGGCUACAAGGACUACCGCCUGGUCUACAGCCCUCAGGGUGGCUUCACCUGCGUGUCCCCCUGCAGUCAGGGCUACUGUAAGCACGGAGGCCAGUGCCAGCACCUGCCAGAUGGGCCCCGCUGCAGCUGUGUGCCCUCCUCCAUCUACACGCCCUGGGGCAAGCGCUGUGAGCAACUGAGCAUGAAACUCGGAGCCUUCUUCGGGAUCCUCUUCAGGACCCUGGGCGUCAUCUUGCUGCUGGGGGUCGCGGUGUUUGUGAUCCUGCAUUUCCGGGGCUCCUGGGCCGGUUUCUCCUACCCGCUGGACUCCGAGAGCUGA
Messenger RNA from Budorcas taxicolor (takin), 4272 nucleotides. RefSeq names its product mucin 4, cell surface associated (gene MUC4). The record is from RefSeq and is a predicted model, not a curated record. Gene Ontology annotation, biological process: cell-matrix adhesion. NCBI's taxonomy places the organism in Eukaryota, Metazoa, Chordata, Mammalia, Artiodactyla, Bovidae.